AUGGCGAACGAAUUAUAUGAUGGAAUCAUCUCGGACAGAAUACAUCCUCUCAAAAUCUUCGAUGCAGCCAAGAGUCAGGAUAGAUUUCUCAAUGUUUCUGCGCCCAUGGUGAGAUACAGCAAGCUCGCUUUCCGUCAAACCGUUUUUGAAUACGGAACCGAUAUCUGCUGGACACCCAUGAUACUCUCCAAAGAGUUCAAUCGCAACAACUUUGCCCGUGACAGCGACCUCACAAUAUCCACCCUUGGUGUCCAGCCUCCAACAAUAGUCCAGUUCGGCUCCAACAGCCCCCUCGAGCUCGCGCGCUCCUCUUCCCUUGCCGCUCCCUAUGUCAACGGCGUCGACCUCAACUGCGGCUGCCCGCAGUCCUGGGCCUGCGCCGAGACCCUCGGUGCGGCCCUGAUGGAGAAGCGCGAGCUAGUCCGCGACAUGGUUGUCGAGACGCGCAAGCGUCUGGCCGGCGAUGGUUGGCACGUCGGAAAGGAGCGCGACAUCGACAGCCCGAAGGGCCGCAGCGUCAGUGUCAAGAUCAGAGUCCACAAAGACUUGAGAAAGACGAUGGACUUCAUCGAGACCGUCAUCGGCAACCCUCAAGACCGCAACAUCGACUUCCUCACCAUCCACCCUCGCACUCGCCACACGGCAUCCAGCACCCCCAUCAACACCGAGUUUCUCGGCAUCCUGCUCGAGAAGUACGGAGAUACCCUGCCCAUCCUCCUCUCCGGCGACGUUUUCUCCAUGGCCACUCUGCCGCUCUCUGCUGUCUCAAAGACACAAAAGGAACAAGAAGGGGCGGUGAUCAAUGGCCUCACACCCUUCAACCCAAGCGGGACGAAGCUCGCGGGUCUGAUGUCCGCUCGCGGCAUUCUCGCCAACCCGGCUCUCUAUGCUGGUUACGAGGCCUGUCCCUGGGAAGCCGUCGAGUCGUUCAUGCGCCACGUCGUUCGCGCCCCUAUUCCGGUGAAGCUGGUGCAGCACCAUCUGCACGAGAUGGUAGGGCCCGGCAUGGGUCCCGAUAAGAAGGCUUUGCUUGACAAGCAGGAGAGGGCGGCGCUUCAGAGACUGGACAGCAUGGUAGACUUGAUUGAUUUUAUGGAUGACGCAAUCAACCGCAAAACAGGUAGAACAGAUGGACUUAGACGAGAACCUCAAGAUAGCUCACGAAUACCCAUGUCAUGA
Colletotrichum karsti is the source of this 1179-nucleotide messenger RNA. Its product is annotated as dihydrouridine synthase. The coding region runs from base 1 to 1179 and encodes 392 amino acids. Gene Ontology annotation, biological process: tRNA processing. The transcript has 4 exons. The record is from RefSeq and is a predicted model, not a curated record. NCBI's taxonomy places the organism in Eukaryota, Fungi, Ascomycota, Sordariomycetes, Glomerellales, Glomerellaceae. Gene Ontology annotation, molecular function: flavin adenine dinucleotide binding; tRNA dihydrouridine synthase activity.